Molecule: messenger RNA, 1536 nt
Organism: Penicillium canescens
Lineage: Eukaryota; Fungi; Ascomycota; Eurotiomycetes; Eurotiales; Aspergillaceae
Product: putative MFS transporter
Exons: 4
Coding region: 1-1536 (511 amino acids)
Biological process (GO): transmembrane transport
Cellular component (GO): membrane
Molecular function (GO): transmembrane transporter activity
Source: RefSeq, a predicted model, not a curated record
AUGGCCGGAAAUAAUAAUAAUAUUACCGAUGCGGAGUUGGGCGCAAAGGCUGACUUGAGCCAUGAGGAGGUUGUUCACAUGGCUGAGUUGACUGAGGAGGAGAAAGUUGUCGAGAAGAAAUUGCGCAGGCGCAUUGAUGCCUUGAUUAUGCCCUUGGUCAUUCUGGUUUACCUGAUGAACUAUAUCGAUCGAAACAACUAUGCCGCAGCAAAACUUCAAGGUCUCGAAGAGGACCUGAAUCUCGAUGAUACGAAAUACCAAACCGGCCUGUCUGUCCUGUUCGUCGGAUACAUUCUGAUGCAGGUGCCUUCGAACUUGCUCCUCAAUUAUAUGGGUCGCCCUUCGAUAUAUAUUGGAUUCUUCAUUUGCGCUUGGGGCCUGGUGUCUGCGUUGACAAGUCAGGUGUCCAGCUAUGGAGGUAUUGUUGCAUGCCGGUUUAUUCUCGGUAUCGUCGAGGCCCCCUUCUUCAGUGGAGUCUUAUUUUACCUUUCAAAAUGGUACACCAAAAGAGAAUUGGCAUUCCGUAUGAGUAUCUUCUAUUCCGGCUCGUUGCUCAGCGGCGCCUUCGGUAACCUCAUCGCCGCCGGUAUUCUGCACGGUCUCAAGGGAAAGCGAGGACUCUCAGCUUGGCAAUGGCUUUACGUGAUCGAAGGCGCAAUCACCUGUGCCAUCGGACUGGCCGUUUGCUUCAUCUUACCUGACUUCCCAGAAACAUGGAAGCUUCUUUCUCCGGAGAUGCGCAAAGUGGCUCAGCGCCGUCUUGCCGUUGAGGCCGGCGAGGCCGAUGUGGAUGAGAAGGGUGGCGUGAAUCAAAUAAAGGGCUUGAAGCUGGCUAUGACCGAUAUCAAGACCUACGUAUUUGCCCUUGGCUACAUGUGUAUCACCGGAGCGGCAGGUUUCCAGAAUUUCUUCCCGACUCUCGUCAAAUCAUCCCUCGACUACUCUGAGACAAUCUCCCUCGUUCUCGUGGCACCCCCUUACCUUUUCAUGGUCGCAUAUUCUCUCGGCCAUUCCUGGACUUCCGACAAGCUGGAGAAGAGAUUCUGGUUUUUCGUCUACCCAAUCCCAAUCACGAUUAUCGGCUUCGUCGUCUAUAUGAAAACCAACACCUUCGGACCCCGAUACUUCUCCUUCUUCUUAAUGGUCUUCGUGUUCGCUCAAAACGGUACUAUUUAUUCCUGGCUCGCCAGUUCGCUCCCUCGCCCGCCCGCCAAGCGUGCUGCUGCCUUUGCAUUCUUCAAUUCCCUCGGAAACAGCGCUUCGAUCUGGACGCCGUAUACAUACAUGGACAAAGAGGCACCCCACUACCAAACCGCGAUGGGUGUCUGCAUUGCUCUCCAAGUCGUCGGUGGACUGUGUGCUCUUUUCUUAUACUUCAACCUGAAUAUGCUCAAUAAGCGACAGCUGAGACUUGAAAAUGAAGAGGUAGAGCUCAGCCCGAAGGAUCUUCGUCGGUUGCAGGUUACUGCUGAUGUUGAGGGGAUUGAUAUUGCUGCUGCGAGACGGUUGCAGAAGGGAUUCCGUUAUGUAUUGUAA